This is a messenger RNA of Nematostella vectensis (starlet sea anemone), 2054 nucleotides long. RefSeq names its product monocarboxylate transporter 4. Bases 173 to 1591 code for a protein of 472 amino acids. Gene Ontology annotation, biological process: transmembrane transport. Gene Ontology annotation, cellular component: membrane. The transcript is spliced from 4 exons. Gene Ontology annotation, molecular function: transmembrane transporter activity. Lineage: Eukaryota; Metazoa; Cnidaria; Anthozoa; Actiniaria; Edwardsiidae. The record is from RefSeq and is a predicted model, not a curated record.
UUUCAGCCUGUUUAAAACAGGAUUUUAAAGUAGUGAAAGUAAAAUCACAUUGGUUUGACAAACAGAACUUUACAGACAAAGGCUCUGGAAAUAGGCGAACAGGCUGAAAGGCCGCCUAAAAACCUUUUCUAGGGUACUUUUCUAGGCCUUUGAAUCUAAAAAACCCAGAAAUAUGAAGAGGUCGUGGUUGAGUUGUUUUGAUCCAAGUAUCAACCGUUCUGGUGCUACUGACAAUGUUUGGUCCUGGUGUGUUUGUUUCGCUGCUACCUUGUGCAACGCUUUGCAUUUUGGCGUUUCGCUCAGUUUUGGAGUAUUAUUGCCGUAUCUUUUGGAACACUUCAACGCAAGUUUAGAAAGGACUGCAUUAGUCGGCUCUCUUGCUAUCGCCAUGACUUUUACAGCCACUCUGCUGGCCGGUCGUCUUAUAGACCGCUACGGCCGGCGGAUCGUGUCCUUUGCGGGGGGUCUGACAUGCGCCUUAGGGCUCACCUUGACGUCGUUCGCGCAUAGCAUAAACAUGCUCUACUGCUACUAUAGCCUAACUUUCGGGCUGGGUUGUAGCCUCCUUUUUACAUCAGCUUAUCUAGUAAUUCCUAAACAUUUUAACACUAGGCGCGCGCUGGCUAUCGGGAUUGUUUCUUCUGGAGGGGGGCUUGGAUUUCUCGCCCUAGGACCUCUCCUUCAGUAUCUCUUGGCUACCUUCGACUGGAAGAACACUUGUCGAAUCAUGGCGGCAACUUUUCUGCUGUCCUGUGCGUUAUCCAUUGUCUACGACUCGAAAAAAUCAGACGAGUGUCUUUCGGAAAGAAUACAGCCACAGAAUGUCGAACCGAAAGACACGCUUGAGAAAAAGCAAGAAGAGGCUGGUUGUGUUUUUCCGAGAAAUCGAAGUGUGAGAAUAGCUAACAAAGCCUGGGUAAUAAAGGCUCCUUCUCAGAGACUACUUGAUUGGUCAGUGUGGAAGUAUCCGGCCUUUUCCGUGCACACACUGUCACUGACGUUAGCAUGUGUCGGACACUACAUUCCACAAAUAUUUAUGGUUAAGUAUUGCGAAAGCCUGGGAAUCUCUUCUGCCGCCGCCUCAAGACUCCUUAUCUACAUUGGCCUUGCUACCAUGACGACGCGUGUUCUUGUAGGUGAGGUGUGCGAUCUACGAUGGCUUUCCGCCUCCGCCAUGAGCCAGGUCGCUAAAACGCUAAGUGGCGCAAUGGCGAUUGCAGUUGCGUUUGCGGUAACGUAUGGACAGUUUGUAGUUGUUAGCGUUUUGUAUGGGCUGGCGGAUGGUGCAAUGGCGACGACACUUAACUUUCUGUUGAUGAGCACUGUGCCUACUUCAAAGAUGAGUUCUGCGUUUGGCUUCGGCAGCAUCGCGACGUCAGUAGCAGUAGCAGCAGGUCCACCGCUAUCAGGUUUCCUAACUGAAAUCUCCAGAUCAAGCCGGCUUUCAUUUAUCGUCGCAGGGGGGAUAAUCAUCUUCUCUGCCUUGAUACCGCUGACUCUGUACUGCUUUCCGUCAACCCGUGGUACAAAAAGUGACGGGAAGCGCGUCCUUGUUGCCAUGGAAGAAGAGAAGGCUGAAUCUCUAGUGUAGACUAGGAUUCAAGGGAGGACGGAUCAUUAGUCCGCAUCAAACAAUCACCUGUUAGGUCGAGGAGCACCAAGUGGUGUCAGAUCUUUUAUUCGCUCUAAAAAGUCUAUCCUAAAAAGCCGUCUGUUUUUCACACUAACAGCUAGAUUAAAUGAAGUGGAACAGCAUUUUCCCGUGGUGCCCUGCCACGUCGAUUUUACUUUGUCGGAGAUGUUUUUGUGCAAUACUAAAUGUUAUUUAAAGAAGAGGGCGUUUAAAUUUGAUUUUAAAGUUUAUGCUGCAAUAGACAUGACAAAGAAAGCGGAACAAAAAAUGGAUACAGUAUGUUAACGUGGAAAGUUUUAGCUUGACGCAACAAUAAGCCCCCGUGGUCAUCAAUGCCUUCUAGUUCACUAGCAAAGGUUGUCUACCUGGGCGCUCAAUACCAUUAUAUGGAAGGGCUGUGGAAUAAAUUGCCAACUUUUGC